This is a messenger RNA of Brassica napus (rape), 3227 nucleotides long. RefSeq names its product putative defensin-like protein 128. NCBI's taxonomy places the organism in Eukaryota, Viridiplantae, Streptophyta, Magnoliopsida, Brassicales, Brassicaceae. The transcript is spliced from 3 exons. The coding region runs from base 769 to 1053 and encodes 94 amino acids. The record is from RefSeq and is a predicted model, not a curated record.
AACUAAAAAUAAAUGUAAUAAAAUUUUAAUAGUUAAAUAAAGGAAAAACUAAACACUUAACAAUUUAUUACUUUGCGUGAAAUAAUCUAAAAUUAUAUUUGAUUUGAAACAAAGAGAGUAUUAGAUAAUUAUGUUUUUGAAUAAUUAUUGAGUUUUAGUAUAUAUAAUAACCAUAAAUUCAUCAUUUGACUGGCAUAGUUAUUUUUAUUCUGUUUGAUCCUAUGGUUGAAUAACAAAAUAGUUAGUGAUACUGAAUUAGAUUAUAAUCUGAUACUGUUAUAUUUGAAUAAUACCAUAUUGGUUUUAAAAUCACGUUUACUAUUUUCAUUAUCCCUUGCAUCAGAAAUCUUAUACAAAUAUUUAUGUUUAUUUUUAUUUUUAUAACAAUAGCGAGAUCCCAAAGACUUUCUAGACCCAAAAAUUAAUCAUUACGAGGUCCGCAUGAUCCGUGUUUUCUUACCGCUUAAGACGCCUCAGAUGGCCAAAAGAAAUCGAACUCAAUGCAGUACUCACAGCUGUGAGCCCAUUACCCAUGGACCAAAUUUGACUUUAACAUUAUUUCCUUCCUAAUUAAUAUGAUUGUUUGUGUAAUAAUUUGUUUUGUAGUCUUGUAUAACUCUGUAAGUUUAAUAUAAUGCAAUAAAUUUAGUCCAAAAAAAUCAAUACGAUUGCUUUCCAAAUCAACUGCUUCCAUUUAGUUAAAUUUUUAUUUUAUUCUAUAUUUUGUUGUCAUGUAUAUAUUGUCCUAUAUAUUAUAAAUUUUACUAAAUGUACACGCACAAUUCAUAUAUAAAUAGAGAUUAUAUUUACAUGUACUGGUCUAUAAAAAUGACAAAAUUCACGACUCUUGCGAUCUUCAUCGUCUUAUUUCUAGGGAUGGUGGCGAAAGAGACACAAGGACAGCAUAUCUGUCGUCAGAUUCUCUUAAACGACAACUGCGAUGGACCCACGUGCUCAGCUCUGUGUGACCAGAAAUUGGGUGGAACUGGCCAGUGUUACCGAACCGUUGACAAACGCUUUAUUUGCCUCUGCAAUUAUAUUUGCAAGAGUUGAUUUUUUCCUGUUUUAUUCUUAUCUAAUAGGCUAUGUGAAUGUUAUAAUAAAAACUUUAAUAGUUUCUUGCAAUGGUUUUCUAUUCUUACAUGAAUGUGAGAUAGCAUUCGAACUGACCUGGAUACUGAAUAUAGUUUUUUUGGGUACGUAUGACGCUACUGAAAUAUAGUCCAAAAACAAAAGAUAUACGCCCGCUUUUAAUUGUUUAUAUAAUAUUUCCUUAAAAAUGAUUGUACACAAAUUAAACGUAGAUUGGCUUUUUAGUUCGUGUAUGUUUUAGAAGCUCUAUAAUUUUUUGUAUAAACAUUAUUGACGAUUUGGUAGUUGAAAUUUUAAAAGAGGGCUAACAGCCUAACAUCAUUUGAACGAACAGAUGGAAACCAUUUAACACACAAUGUGCCACUGAAUGAUAUAUAUCUAUAAUCACUGGAAACACGCUGCAUGGGAUUGGUAUCAAAUGUCUUGGAGUCUCAACUCUCAAUAUAUCAAUAAAGUUCUCACUUCCACCUUUUAUCCUCCUUGUAGUUUAUGAUUUAUGUCUGUAAUGUUGCCUUGGCAAAGAAGAUCGAGGUCAAAUAGGAGUGGGAUACUCGGCCACUCCUACUCCGGCCCACGCCGGUUGUACUGUUUUGAUUGCCCUAUUGGGUAAAAUUAAUGAAUUUAUAUAUUAUUUUUUUAAAUAAGAGUGAGAUUUAAUUUGGGUUUUGAUAGAGGAGCCAAUAGCAAGCCUACACUCAUAUUGGAUAAUAUAUUGGUUUCUAAAUCAUGUAUUGCUUCUGUUUUAGACCAAAAGUAUAAAGCAUAAUUGUCCUGUGGGCUGCGUAUAGUGGUAUAUAAAUGUAUUUUUAUUACAUGAGUUAAACUAUGUUUUGAAUUAAAUUCUAUUAAAAUUUUCCGUUGAAAAUAUUAGUGGUUGAAAUGUUGAAAUAACAAUACUAACAACUGGCAAAAUAAAAAAAAUAAACAAUAACAACAAUAUAUUUUUGUUUUAAUUAUUCCAUAAUUUGAUUCAAAUUCUGUUAAACCCAGUAGUUGAAAUGUUGAAUAUGUGGUUUUCCAGUACAUUGAUUCCAUUCAUGGUUUUCCAGUACAUUGAUUCCAUUCAAACUGUAGCAUGAAUAACAAUACUAACAACUGGCAAAAUAAAAAAAUAAACAAUAACAACAAUAUAUUUUCAGUCAAACUAUGUUAAAUUCUAUGGUUGAAUACACUGGUUUCCAAAUGUUAUUUUUCCCUCUUUAAUUUUCUCAUGAAUAAUAACACUUUUUGAGAUAGGGACUUUUAUAUGUCCAACUCAAACUAAAUUACACUUUGUGAAGACAAUUAAACUAUUUACACCGUCCUACUUAAAUCAUCAAUCUAAUUUUUCAGACCAUAUCUCUAUCACUUUUAUGAUUUUCUUAUAUUUAAAAUAAAUUGACGAUGGAUAUAUCGACUUAUACUUCUUCUACUUUACUCAAAGUUCCAUCACACUUACUAAGUAUGAUUCAAACAAUAUUAGUUAUCAUUUAAAGUUUUUCUUGAUGGAAAUUUUAAAGAUAUUUUCAUGUUUUAUAUAUUUAUGAUUUUUCAAUGUCUAUUUAACAUAUUUUGAAUUUUUCUAAAUUUUGUUCAUACUUAAGUCAUAUCAAUAAUUAUGAUUUACUUUGUUCAUAUAUGACUUUAUUUUCCCCUAAUUUGUAGAUAUUUAUAUUUAUUUUUCUAUGACUUUUCUGUUCAAACAUCUAAUUGAUUACUAGAUGAAUUGUUGUUUCUUUCCAUUUUGUAUGAUAUUUUGUAAACUUAUAUAUUUGCAUACAAUUUCUUAUGUAUUUAUAACAUUCACAAGUGCAAUAUACAUUUACAUCUAUUUUCUUAAAAAAAAUCAUUUUUGUUACAUCAUCAAAAUGGCUAAAACCACGAUUCUUGCUAUCUUUAUGAUUGUUCUCGUUCUAGGGAUGGCAAUGAAGGAAACGCAAGGACAAGAAAACUGCCAUGAAUAUUAUACAGAAACAGGCAUUUGCGAACAUAAUCAGUGUGCCGCUCAGUGUGCUUCAAAGAGGAAUGGAACAGGGAGGUGUGUAAUAGGAACCAAAAACUGCAUCUGCAGUUAUAAUUGCAAAUUUUGAUUUUAUAUAUGUGGUCUACCAACUAUCUAUCAAAUACAAAUAAUUAAAUUAAUGGAUUGAAAAGCA